Molecule: messenger RNA, 656 nt
Organism: Lampris incognitus (smalleye Pacific opah)
Lineage: Eukaryota; Metazoa; Chordata; Actinopteri; Lampriformes; Lampridae
Product: zinc-binding protein A33-like
Exons: 2
Coding region: 48-656 (202 amino acids)
Source: RefSeq, a predicted model, not a curated record
AGAAGAAAAAAGGUGCACUUUAAUUAGUCUAACCAUGUGCAUUUCAGAUGGAGGUUUCAACCAAACUGGAAAUCUUAACAAAGCAUCUCCAAUUACUUAAGAGAAAGGAGAACUGGGGAAAAGAAAUAUAUCGUGGUAAAGCUUGUGAUAGUAUCGUUAUUGAAGAGGAAUUCCCUCCACUAACAGCCCCCAUGAACACCGCAACAGCCCCCAUGAACACUGCAACAGUCCCCAUGUCGGCACUGGGAGCAACUGGGUUCAUUUCUGGAAAGCAGAGCUGGGCUGCGGAGGUCAGAUGUGGCAAGGACUGGUGCAUAAGUGCUGUCGGAGAGCCCAUCAAAAGGACGAGUACCGUCUUACUAAACCCGACAGUGGGUUUCUGGGUCAUUAGCUUGUGUAAUGAAGACACGUACUGGGCUCAGACCUCCCCUCGCACCAGGGUAUCGGUGAAGAAGAAACCGCACAGGAUUACUGUGGAGCAUGAGAAGGGAAAGGUGCUGAUUUAUCACCGAUACAUACGACUCAUAGAGGGAAUGUUCCCCUGCUUCUCCUCUGGUAUGUAUGAGGAAAAACUCCAGCUCUCUGACAAUUUAUCCCAUGACAGUAUCCGGAAGUGGAUGAAUAGUGGUAAAUACACUGAAAUUCUGUUAAUUUGA